This is a messenger RNA of Magallana angulata, 2610 nucleotides long. RefSeq lists its product as uncharacterized. The coding region runs from base 799 to 1401 and encodes 200 amino acids. The record is from RefSeq and is a predicted model, not a curated record. Lineage: Eukaryota; Metazoa; Mollusca; Bivalvia; Ostreida; Ostreidae. The transcript has 3 exons.
UGCGGAUAUUUAGCAUCCAGAUAAGGCUAACAUAUAGGACCCCGCCUAAUACUUUACAUUCUUUUAAAGGAAAGAAUGUGUAAGAGGCAGUGUUACAUUUACUUGUGUAAAGUUACAUUUACUGGUGUUAAACAACUUUUCUGAAAAAAAAGGGAUACAAUUGACAACCCACUGAUAAUGUGUGAUUGCUGUACAGAGGUCACGUGAUCGAUUUAAGGUGGGACCUACAUUUGGAUGGCUUUUCCUUCCCCAGAGAUGACAAGACGCGCACGAAACGGUGAAUUUUUUUCCAAAUUAUAAUAGAAUUAAUGAUUCGUCAUUUAAUUCUGAGAUGCAACUUUCGAGUUAUUAAAAAUGAUUGUAGCAUAAGAUCAAAAAUAGUUCCAUAUAUUACAACGUCAUUUGCAAAAAAAUUCUCGAUCAUUAAAGUGUAUAAUAUAAUGGUUUCGAUUAAAUCUCAAAACCUAUUUUUUUUGUAUACGACACAAUUAAAUAAUUGAAUUACAUUCCAUCAUUUCAUUGUCCAGUUAUUCAGCGGUGCGCAUUGAAAAAAACUCAAUAAUCUUCAGAUUUUGUUUUUACAAACGGCAAAUCUCGACGAUUUCUUUGUCAGAAUAAAACAAUAAGGAUUUAACAUUCACCGGUCAAUACACUAGCUGCUAUAAGGCCAAUCUGAUGAACCAAUAAGGGUGAAGCAAAGGAGUAGUUACAUACCUGUGACAUGUGACAGGUAGGUUUAGUCUUACUUAAUGAUCAAUAAUUAUACUAUAUACAAGACGACUCGACAGGCUUAAGACAAUGUUCCGGAGUUCAAGCCUGUCUCUCAAACCCUCCGAUAUAAAUUACACGUGUUCUGCAGUGGGUGUGACCAUAGAGGAACUUGACAUUCAGGUCAGUGAGGGGAUGAAGGGUGGCCCAGAGCCCCACCCCCGCACACUCCCCAAAAUACAGGUGUUUCUACACAACGGACAAUACUUCACCCUCAAUAACACCGAGUUACACCUGUGUCAUCUACUGGAAAGGCGUGGAGAAAUAAAGUCUGUCCGUGUAAACAUGGUUCCAAAAAGCAAAAUCCCAGGAGAAGUAAUCAAACUGCUGUUACCCGAGGGAGAGCGGUCCGAGAGUAGUUCACAUACAGACACACAAGAGAGUUCUACUUGUGACAAAUGCAGUGAUGAGACCGGCUGCACGUUAGAUGAUAUAAAUACUGAGUCGUGGGUGGAUACAUACAAACAUAUAGGAUCAGGGGAGGAUUCAAACAGCAUUCUCUCCGUUUGUUUGAACUCCGAUGUCGAGAGUGUGGAUAGCAUUCCUGAUCUCGACCUGUUCACUUCACCAGAGAGCAGCACCAGCGCCAGCACAGAAUCGGACUUGGGAGAAGACAUUGAGAGCUUCGUGUGACGCGGCCUCACUUUUCCAGUCCAUUGAGUAUAUCAUAUCAUUAUGCAAAUCAAAGCCCUGCUGUGUCAGUGUAUGUUUUACGAAUAUACUACUAUCUUUUAAAUGUGGUAUGGAUAGUUUUACAUUUUUUAAUUCCCAAAACUUUAAGAUGACUAUUUUGUAUGAUGGUCAAAUUGCACAACGAUUGUUUUUCAACAUUUUUACUUCCUUGCAUAACACACAACAUACCAUAGUGUAUUUAUUCUUUUUGGAAUUCAUUCAAUAUUAACAUAUUCCUACAUCAAUAAACUUUAAAUGUCAUAAUUUAACAUUUAACAAACUGAUUUCGAUUUUCCUCUCCAAGUUUCUCAAUAAAACUUGAUGAAUAAAAACUGAUGCAUGAGGCUGAGGACCUCUGGGUAACGGAAGUCACAUUCGCCGCCUUUCUGACGCUUUCAGCGAAACAAGUCGUCUUUAGGGACACGCCCUUAUAAUACAAGCUCUGAGUGUCAUCAAAUCGCUCUAAUCUUAAUGCCAUUGAUGCACCUCUCAACAAUUCACGCUUUGUUCGACAUCUAAUUCUCCUUAUGAUGGAGUUCAAAUAAAUCACCAACAUUUCGACUUCAUUCAACUAAAAUAAACAUAUCUACUGUAACGUUAUAUGUUUCCUUAUUCAUGCACGUUACAUGUAUUUACAGUUGUUUCCUUGCUCAGCGAUUUGCCUAAUAAAUCAAUAAUUUAAAAGACCAUAUAUUUGUAUGUGAAUGCCUUUGGCUAUGUAAGUAUAUUCAUAUAUUUGCAUUUCCAUUGUUCUUUCCCACUGUAAGCCCAUACGGAGGAGCUGCAAUUAUUUCUCUAUAAUCGCAAUUGCUCUGUCAGUAUACUAUUACGUCAUAAAGGUGUAACGUUACAUAUACUUUUCCAUGACGUUAUAGAUUAAACCACUAUACGAUACAUCAUGUGUUUUUCUCCAACUCCAUUAAAAUUGACGUAUUUACAUGUAAUAUUAAAACAUGUUUUUGAUAACAUUUUAAAGGAAUUACUGUUAUAACAUAUCAUUGAUUCUGUUAACAAAUCUAUGUGAAUUAAUAAGAUACAUUACAGUCUGAAUGCUUACUUUUGAUGUAAUAGCUAAAUGUCAAGGUCUAGGCUAAUACAGGGUAUUUGCGAGUGGUAAAUGCAAAUAUAAGUAAUAAACAACGAUUAUUUAGUGAACAUGGCGUUAUGAAU